Molecule: messenger RNA, 288 nt
Organism: Plasmopara halstedii
Lineage: Eukaryota; Oomycota; Peronosporomycetes; Peronosporales; Peronosporaceae
Exons: 2
Coding region: 1-288 (95 amino acids)
Source: RefSeq, a predicted model, not a curated record
AUGCAAGAGUCUAAAUGGGCUUGCAACAUAGUAUUUGGGCUUUCAAUUGCUCUUUACAUUCUAAAAACAUUUAACAUUGAAACACUCCUUCCUUAUGCUCCAAGCGUAUUCACUGUUGCCUUGGAUUUGAAGUUCCCCACAGUGGAUUUCUCACUUGAUGUAGUCGUCAAGGAAGAUAGACGACGAGACAAGCUUGCUCACCGACCGGAUAGCAUUUUGCUAGCUUUACAGCUUCGGCCAGCGUCACCGACUUCACAGCAAUAUAACUCGAUGUCUGGUAUUGGAUAG